Coniosporium apollinis CBS 100218 is the source of this 1404-nucleotide messenger RNA. RefSeq lists its product as uncharacterized. The transcript is spliced from 4 exons. NCBI's taxonomy places the organism in Eukaryota, Fungi, Ascomycota, Dothideomycetes. The coding region runs from base 1 to 1404 and encodes 467 amino acids. The record is from RefSeq and is a predicted model, not a curated record.
AUGUCCAACCAUCAGUUCAACAGGCUGCCGGCGUUCUCGUUUCACGGCUCCGGCAGAGGAAAUGGCAGACAUUUUGUUGCGCUCAACACGAUCGAGCAGGCGCGAGCUGCCAUAGGACAUGGCGAAGUACACAGGAGGGAGCACACCCGCGAGUUCAGAAUAGAAAAAGACGCGUUGAUAGACACCAUCCGCAAGACCCAGGCUGAGAAGCUCAGCCGGCUCGAGCGCAUCGUCUCAAGCUCUGAGACGGACCCAGCGUCGGUAGAUCUGCUGGAGACGUGUCUGUCCAGUGUGGGCGAGAUUUUUAGCCAGAGCCGCCACAAAAUGCAUACUCAACUGCUACACUGGAGGAGUGAGCAUCGCCAUCCUUUAUCUCGCGUAGAAGAGCUGGAGAAUGAGCUGAAGGCUCUUCGAGCCAGCCUUGCAUCUAACGAGGUUCGCAUGCGAUUAGAGAACGACCUUCAGGCGACGCUUCGAGCCAAGAAUGACGAGAUCAACGACCUCAAGGCUCGGCUGGAGGUUGUGGACGAGGAGAAGGAUGCUGCCCUUGACCAACAGCAAGCGCGUGAGAAGAGCUUCAGCGUUGAGAGGGGUGGGAUGGAAGCAGAGAUCUCGGCUCUCAGAUCUCAGGUGGCCGGUUUGAUCGACCGAAGGGUCGAAGUAGACGCCACCAAUGCGGAGCUUGUCAGCAAGCUUGCUCGCGCUAAUAGCGCAAAAGAACUUGUCGAGCAAGAGAAGUCUGAGCUCGAGGGCCGCCUGUCGCAAGUCAAAGAGAGCAGCAAUGCCCGGACCACACAACUGCGAGGCCCGCUCAACAGCACCAGCGGCAAUGCCGUCCACUCUCUACCUCGCACGCCGCUGUCUGCGCCAUCACUUUUCUCAGUAUCCAAUGGCGACGGCGGCAAUGCCGUCCACCCUCGACCUCACACACUAGCUUCUGUGUAUACGGUGCCAGAUGGCGAUGAUGGCAAAGCCGUCCACCCCCCAACUCCGCUCGACAAGGUUGCACCCUCCCCUGGGCCAGAGCGACGGGGUUCAACAUGGAACAAGCAGCUGGCUUUGAGGCCCGGAAAACGGACAGCGUCAGGGCCGUCGGCGCAAACGCCCAAGAGGGUCAGGUCAACCUCAUCAACCACUGGCUGGCAGCAACGCUUCACGUUGGAACUAUACGACCCCUCGAUACCUACAGUCUUGCCGAUGACAGCUCUGCAAAAAGAGUCUCAGGAUUACAUCGAUGGAUGGAUGACGCAUUUUGCGCGGAAUUCGCGCUUCCCGAUCUUCUCGACGACUGGCAAGGGCGCUGAUGGAGCGAUCUGCCUCGGCGACCUUUUCAUUUCGAAAAAGCCACCGAACACGGACUGGGACCGAACGCAUGCAUGUGAGGACGUGUCAUACUUGGUGUAA